This is a messenger RNA of Sphaeramia orbicularis (orbiculate cardinalfish), 2533 nucleotides long. It is a transcript of the gene mcm5, whose product is annotated as minichromosome maintenance complex component 5. Gene Ontology annotation, molecular function: single-stranded DNA binding; 3'-5' DNA helicase activity; single-stranded DNA helicase activity. Lineage: Eukaryota; Metazoa; Chordata; Actinopteri; Kurtiformes; Apogonidae. The record is from RefSeq and is a predicted model, not a curated record. Gene Ontology annotation, biological process: double-strand break repair via break-induced replication; DNA replication initiation. Gene Ontology annotation, cellular component: MCM complex; nucleus.
GAGGAAGGAGUUCAGUUUUUGCCGCGAAACGGGCGCAACGAGCAGCAUUGUGUGCAGUAUUCUGACUGAACACACGGCAUCUGAACUCAGAAAAACCCGGUCCACGGUACCACGUUUGGCUUUGUAGUUUUAUCCAUCGAUCUAGGUCAACAUGUCUGGCUUUGACGACCCGGGAGUUUACUACAGCGACAACUUCGGUGCCGGAGACGGACCCGGUCUGGAUGAAGGCGGACAGAAGCGGAUCCAGAUCAAGAAACGGUUCCGAGAGUUUCUGCGCCAGUUUAGAGUGGGUACCGAUCGAACCGGCUUCACGUACAAAUACAGGGAUGAGUUGAAGAGGCACUACACCCUGGGUGAGUACUGGGUCGAGGUGGAGAUGGAAGACCUCGCCAGCUUUGAUGAAGAUCUGUCCGACUGUCUGUAUAAACUGCCCACUGAGAACCUACCUCUGCUGGAAGAAGCUGCUAAGGAGGUUGCUGAUGAGGUGACCCGUCCACGGCCCAUGGGGGAAGAGACGGUGCAGGACAUUCAGGUCAUGUUGAAGAGUGACGCCCAUCACGCUUCUAUUCGCAACCUGAAGUCGGAGCAGGUGUCUCGUUUGGUGAAGGUUCACGGCAUCAUCAUCUCAGCCACAGCAGUGAAGGCCAAGGCCACCAAGGUGUGUCUGCAGUGUCGUGGGUGUCGUAACACCAUCAGUAACAUCCAGCUGGCUCCGGGCCUGCAGGGAUACGCUCUGCCACGCAAGUGUAACGCUGAUAACACUGGGAGGGCAAAGUGUCCUGUGGACCCUUACUUCAUCAUCCCCGACCGCUGCGUUUGUGUCGACUUCCAAACGCUCCGUCUGCAGGAGUCUCCAGAUGCCGUUCCCCAUGGAGAGAUGCCCCGUCACCUCCAGCUCUACUGUGAUCGGUAUCUGUGUGACCGUGUGGUUCCAGGAAACCGGGUGACCAUCAUGGGGAUCUACUCCAUCAAGAAGAUGGCCGCUGCCAAGGCCAAAGGCAAGGAGAAGUCUGCGGGUGUGGGCAUCCGAGCCUCCUACCUGCGAGUGGUGGGCAUCCAGAUGGACACAGAGGGAGCAGGUCGUGGUGCUACCGGCUCUGUGUCUCCACAGGAAGAGGAGGAGCUGAGGUCACUGGCUGCCACUCCUGGCGUCUACUCCUCUCUGGCUCGUUCAGUUGCUCCGUCUAUCUAUGGCAGCGAUGACCUGAAGAAAGCCAUCACCUGUCUGUUAUUUGGAGGCUCUAGGAAGAGGCUGCCUGAUGGUCUGACUCGGAGAGGAGACAUCAACCUGCUGAUGCUCGGAGAUCCUGGAACCGCCAAGUCCCAGCCUAAGUUUGUGGAGAGGUGUUCACCCAUCGGGGUUUACACCUCUGGUAAAGGCAGCAGUGGCGGCCUGACUGCGUCUGUGUUGAGGGACCGCACUCGAGGAUUCAUCAUGGAGGGAGGGGCUAUGGUGUUGGCUGACGGUGGAGUUUGUGUGUAUCGAUGAGUUGACAAGAUGAGAGAAGACGACAGAGUGGCUAUCCACGAAGCCAUGGAGCAGCAAACCAUCUCCAUUGCCAAGGCCGGCAUCACCACCACUCUGAACUCCCGCUGCUGUUUGGCUGCAGCCAAUUCAGUGUCGGCCGCUGGGAUGGACACCAAGGGGGAAGACAACAUUGACUUCAUGCCUACCAUCCUGUCCCGUUUUGAUAUGAUCUUCAUCAUCAAAGACCAGCAUGACCAGCAAAGGGACAUGACACUGGCUCGUCACGUGAUGAAUGUUCACCUGAGCGCUCAGACCCAAACCGAAGGCGUGGAGGGCGAGAUCCCACUGGCCACCUUCAAGAAAUACAUCGCUUACUGCAGAGCUAAAUGUGGUCCUCGGAUGUCUGCUGCAGCCGCCGAGAAGCUGAAAAACAGAUACGUGGUGAUGAGAAGUGGAGCCAGAGAGCACGAAAGAGAGACGGACAAACGGCCCUCCAUCCCCAUCACUGUCAGGCAGCUGGAGGCUGUUGUGCGCAUCGCAGAGUCUUUGGCCAAGAUGAAGUUGCAGGCUGUGGCUGGAGAGGAGGAGGUGGAUGAAGCCCUCAGGCUCUUCCAGGUUUCCACUCUGGAUGCUGCUCUGUCUGGCAGCCUUUCAGGUGUGGAGGGCUUCACAUCUCAGGAGGACCAGGAAAUGAUCUCGCGCAUUGAGAAGCAGCUUAAGAGGCGCUUCGCCAUCGGAUCGCAGGUUUCUGAACACAGCAUCGUACAGGACUUUACCAAACAGAAAUAUCCAGAGCACGCGAUCUACAAAGUCCUCCACCUGAUGCUGAGGAGGGGUGAGCUUCAGCAUCGCAUGCAGAGGAAAGUGCUCUACAGAGUGAAGUAGAGUCAACUGUGUGCUCGAAUCCACACCCAUGUUGCCGUUGAUGUAAAUAGUUAUGCUUUUCUUAUUCUGUUGGAACAUUAGAAGAUGAUCUGGGUCAUUGUAAAACUUUAAUACUGGGCACUUGUUGAUGCAGGUGAAUCUGGGUUCACCCACAUGUAUUAGACUGUAAACUUAAAUAAG